AUGAUUGGAUCGACAAACGUGGAUCAUGUCGUAGCUGUUACUCCACCGGAUGUUACUCCAAGCCAGCCACUAGCCAACUUAGAACAACCGUUCUACGCUUCGUGCAAAGAUGUACCAUCGAAAGUCUCAGGGUACUAUUUGAUCCGAAUCAACAAUGAAAGUGAACCGUUUCGAGGAUACUGCGACCAACAAGAGUUUGGCGGAGGAUGGCUUAUGUUUCAGUUUCGGUUCGAUGGAUCAGUGGACUUUUACCGUAACUGGACCGAAUAUCGCGAUGGAUUCGGCGACACUCAGAACGAGUUUUGGAUCGGUCUCGAAAGAUUGCACCAGCUAACGUCUGCCACUCCACAUGAGUUGUUUGUUGCAGUGAGGGAUUAUGAGGAAGUAAAUGCGUAUGCUUGGUACGGCGAAUUUGAGAUUGGGAGUGAAUCCGAGCAGUAUCGUCUUAAAAAACUAGGAAGAUAUUCUGGAAGUGCCGGCGACUCGAUGAGAACACAGGAGGGGAUGAAAUUCUCAACCAAGGACCGGGACAAUGACGAGGACAGCGCCAUACACUGUGCCCAAAAGCAUGAGGGUGCCUGGUGGUACGGGCAUUGUAGCGAUGCGAAUUUGAAUGGGAGAUACGGUCGGCUCGAGAAUGCAAAGGCAUCCUUCUGGUAUCAUUUCCACAAGAACUACGCAGGAAUGGACUACUCAAGGAUGAUGAUUCGUCCAGCAAAAUAG
Messenger RNA from Anopheles aquasalis, 723 nucleotides. Its product is annotated as ryncolin-1-like. NCBI's taxonomy places the organism in Eukaryota, Metazoa, Arthropoda, Insecta, Diptera, Culicidae. The record is from RefSeq and is a predicted model, not a curated record.